AUGGACAGAGUCGAGUCAAUUACGACCGCGUCCGAGCCUGAGGGCGCCUCUCCCGGAUUGUCGAUCCCGCAGCUUCCUGUGGAUGUCUGUGAACAAAUCAUCGGCCACAUAGCAACAAGAGUGGACCUCGGUUACCGUUUUAUGAGUGGCGAGCCACAUCUGCCCACUCUCACAUCCUGCGCGCUCGUAUGCCAAGACUGGUACUACCUGACAUGGUACCAUCUGCGCCAACGCAUCUAUCUACGAGGCCGGAAUGAUGUCCUCUCGCUUUCCAAGACACUCCGCGCAAAACCUCGCCUCCAUGAGGUCAUUCAACAGGUCAUCAUAUCUGGCGCUUCCCCCGGGGAGCGUCAACCGAUCCGGCACCUGGGGACGUUUGCUGCUAUGCUCGCGGGCAAGGCUCCGAGGCUGUUGUGGAUCACCAUCGAAGAUGCUGAAUGGACUAUCGGCUCGGUCCGAAUGGAGGAUAUCGGUUUCCUGGGCGUGUUCAGCUACAUCGACAGUUUACACCUCUCCAACGUCACCUUGUCGAGCGUCGCCCAGCUGUCUCACCUUGUUUCAGCGCUCCCAAGGCUCAGGAAUUUGAAAUGCUUCAAUGUCAGCUGCUUGCAGAAACAGCAAGUCUCCUCGGCCUCCCUCCCCCUGAACUGUGCAAAUUUGGUGGAUCUCGAACUGCGAUGGGUUGCACCAGCAGUCGAAGACCUUUUCGUGCAUAUCAGCCGGGCUUCUCGAGUGCGCAAUCUCGUUCAUGGGGUGGACGUCGGGUUUGAUCCAUCCUCGGCAGUCAGCAGAAGCCAGACUUUGCUGGACGCAAGUUCCACGUCUGCAGAAGCGGUUGAGCUCCAUUUGUAUCUCAGUUCUUCUGCUCGUGAUGGUGGUGCAAUCGAUGCCACAGUCGGAAAGUUUUCUUAG
Fomitopsis serialis is the source of this 912-nucleotide messenger RNA. RefSeq lists its product as uncharacterized. Lineage: Eukaryota; Fungi; Basidiomycota; Agaricomycetes; Polyporales; Fomitopsidaceae. The record is from RefSeq and is a predicted model, not a curated record. The transcript is spliced from 2 exons. The coding region runs from base 1 to 912 and encodes 303 amino acids.